Molecule: messenger RNA, 1191 nt
Organism: Symbiodinium natans
Lineage: Eukaryota; Dinophyceae; Suessiales; Symbiodiniaceae
Source: the annotation of a GenBank genome assembly
AUGGAAGUUGACGACGUAGAGCAAGCGCAUCGCUUCCUUCGCACUGCCCACUUCCUUGUCCCUGGCUCUUGCUUCAACUCCUCUCAGAGGCAGCGCAGAUGCUGUUCCAACCUUGGCCGAGCACCGCGCGGGUGCUUUGACAUCUGGAAGGCUCCACACCUCUGUUGCCACAAGGCGCGCCCUCGCCAGCCCAGCGAAUCUCUGACGUCCCGAGCGCUGCUCGAGGGUGGCCCGGAGAGCGGCUGCGCCGCUUUGGCCGACCUGGCGGGCGCCGGCAUCACGGCGUGGAUGGAGCGCCUCCUGCAACUUCCAAAGGACCUUCAGGCCCCCUGCAUUGCAGGGUCCAUGGCCAACCGGCUGCAGGCUGUGAGCCUCAGCAGCGCAAGCCGCGCCCUCCGGAGGCUGCGCGUCUGGCUGGUCGAGCACUGCCCAUCCCGGCGUGCUCUUGCAGCCAUGCGGCGAAACCUCCUCUUUUGGGAGAAGUGGCAUCGAUCCAGUGGCAGCUGCAGUCGGAUCGUCCAGAACCUCACCCACGCGCUGGAAGCCUGCCGGGCAAAGUUCUCGCAGGCACCGGUUCUGCAGGUGCACAUCGCUAAGACCGCUGGCAGCAGUCUCUGCAGCUGGGCCAACACCAGCGGCUUCGCUUCACGAAGGCUUCCCGACCUGCGUUGCCAGCUUCCUGGUGAUGGCCCCUUUUGGCUGGGCGAGAAGGCUGCUCCGGCCACGUGCCAACAACGUCUUCGGGAGUUGGCUCGGCACAACCUCUCCUGGAGCUCCAUCGAACGAUGGCUGGACCUCCCGCUGUGCGAGGAGCUGCAGUACGUCGCUGCCCUGCGCCUGCCGGUGACACGGACGCUGCAUCACUUCGUGCACUUGCUGAGUUUCCAUCACCUUGGCCGCUUUGACUUGCGCGAGAAGGUCGACAUCCUGGCACUUCGGCAAGGCCUCUUUCACAAGGUCUUGCGCCCUCCGCAAUGGCUGUUGCAAGACACAUCAGCACAAGGCGGCGGACAUGCAGGCUUUCGCUGGCCUGCCUCGACAGCGCAGCUCAGGGACUGGCUGCAGCUCUGGCAUGGCAUGGCCAGCAACUACCAGGUUCGAUCCCUAGCGGGUGCCGCUGGAGGCCUUGCGUACCUCGAGGACUGCAGGGGUAAUGCGCAAGUGGCAGUACAGGAAGGUCGGAAGGUCUAG